CCAACUCAAGAACACGGGACUUUUUGAUUUGAUUAAUCAGAUCCCACGACCAGCUGCCGAAGACGACCGCCGGCGAUUUUCCCGGUUUGAUAACUUUCGUUCCCUCUUCUUCUUCCUCGCGGCUCCAAGUUUGAUGGAAGCAUUAAUUACUUCCAGGGGUGUGCCACUUCGGGUUGCCUCUAGAAAGCUCUCAUCAGUUUCUGCUAAUUUCUCUUGCCUUGAGUUUAAAAGUUAUCAUUGUAGAAGUGGGCGUGUCUCCAUCAUGAACCAUCCCAAAUUGCUCCGUCCUGUGACUACUUCUGUGCAGCCGCAGGAGUUGUCAGCUUUGGGGAACGAAGGAAACAUUGUUCCUUCUAAAGAAAUUAUGGAUCUUUGGAGAGAUGUUGAAGCUGUAUGCUUCGAUGUGGAUAGCACGGUUUGUGUGGAUGAAGGUAUUGAUGAACUUGCUGAGUUUUGUGGUGCUGGAAAGGCUGUUGCUGAAUGGACUGCCAGAGCAAUGGGUGGAUCUGUUCCAUUUGAAGAAGCUCUAGCCGCAAGACUUUCUUUGUUCAAGCCUUCUCUUUCCAAAGUCGAGGAAUAUCUCCAAAAGAGACCCCCUAGACUGUCCCCUGGCAUUGAAGAGUUAGUCAAGAAGCUCAGAGCUAAUAAAAUUGAUGUCUAUUUGAUAUCUGGAGGUUUUCGGCAGAUGAUCAAUCCCGUAGCGUCGAUUCUUGGCAUCCCUCGAGAGAAUAUCUUUGCCAACAACAUUCUAUUUGGAAACUCUGGCGAGUUUGUGGGCUUUGAUGAGAAUGAACCUACAUCAAGAAGUGGAGGCAAAGCCAAAGCAGUGCAACAAAUACGAAAGGGUCGUCUCUACAAGACUAUGGCCAUGAUUGGAGAUGGUGCUACUGAUCUCGAAGCACGUAAACCUGGUGGCGCAGAUUUGUUCAUAUGCUACGCCGGAGUUCAGCUUCGUGAAGCUGUUGCAGCACAAGCAGACUGGCUUAUCUUCAAGUUUGAACCUCUCAUAAACUCGUUGGACUAAAUGCCUCUAUCUAUGGUAAUUAGCUCCAUUGAGCGAAAGCUGCUAAACUCAUUAUUCAUAUCUCAAAAAAACUGUACUUCUUUUCCUUUGAAUGUGUGAAAACUCCAUUGAAUCAAUAAAUGUUUUUGGCAGCCACUUGAUCUGUUUGUUCAAGCUUCACUGAACUUAUA
Molecule: messenger RNA, 1194 nt
Organism: Brassica oleracea var. oleracea
Lineage: Eukaryota; Viridiplantae; Streptophyta; Magnoliopsida; Brassicales; Brassicaceae
Product: phosphoserine phosphatase, chloroplastic
Exons: 8
Coding region: 134-1024 (296 amino acids)
Biological process (GO): L-serine biosynthetic process; dephosphorylation
Cellular component (GO): cytoplasm
Molecular function (GO): magnesium ion binding; L-phosphoserine phosphatase activity
Source: RefSeq, a predicted model, not a curated record